AUGCGCGCCUCCAUCUUUGUCUCCGCUGUUGCUUUCGCCGUUGCAUCGGCCCAGGACUCAUCCUCCGCUCCCUCAUCCUCCAUCGACCCGGCCCCCCAGACCACCUACCUCACCCAGACCAACUCUCUCGGUGUCGUAACUGGCAUGCCCGCGGCUGACACUUCCAUCGCUACUCAGCCUGACGCUGUCACCAGCCAGCCCGCUGCUGUCACCACUCAGCCAGUACCUGCUGACAUCCCUGCCGUUGGCCCUGGUGUCCACACCCUCACUCUUGCUGGAACCGGCACUGGCUCCAUGGUCAACUCCACCCGCACUGUCACCGUCAGCGCCAACAACAGCACUACCGUCGCUCUCGUUGCCUCGCCUACCAACUCUGACGCCGACGCUACUGGCUCCGGCGCAUCUCGCAGCGGUGCUGAUGCCACUGGCUCUGACGCCUCUGGUACUGCUACUGGCUCCGGUGCUGGUGCUGACGCUACUGGUGCUGCCGUCAACGUCAAGGCUGCCGCUGGUAGCCUCGUCGGUUUCGGUGCCUUCAUGGCUGCGUUCUUGUAA
Molecule: messenger RNA, 555 nt
Organism: Alternaria burnsii
Lineage: Eukaryota; Fungi; Ascomycota; Dothideomycetes; Pleosporales; Pleosporaceae
Exons: 2
Coding region: 1-555 (184 amino acids)
Source: RefSeq, a predicted model, not a curated record